This is a messenger RNA of Exophiala oligosperma, 1042 nucleotides long. RefSeq lists its product as uncharacterized. The record is from RefSeq and is a predicted model, not a curated record. NCBI's taxonomy places the organism in Eukaryota, Fungi, Ascomycota, Eurotiomycetes, Chaetothyriales, Herpotrichiellaceae. The transcript is spliced from 3 exons. The coding region runs from base 74 to 520 and encodes 148 amino acids.
AGGCGCAAGUCACAGUGAAUUGCGCAGGUACGACUGGCUUUCCACCCUGCCACGUAUAUUUCACAGAUGAGAGAUGAGUGCCAUUGAAGAGAAUCGAGGAGGCGGCCGCAGAGGAGGACUAGACCCCCGGGGCGCCAAUCAGCAGCGCCAAUCUGGCGGCUCUCGAGAUGGCACUCCUGGCGCUUCACAAGGCAGAAGAGGCGGAAGAGGGGGAUCGUCUGUGAACAGAAGCGCCGGCAGCAUGCAGAAUGGCUCCGUGUCCCACACCGCCAGCACCCCAACCGACGAUCACAACCCGAUGAAUGGUUACAACUCUGGUGCCGUCGAGGCGACGUUAAGGCAGGGCUACGACGCGAAGGCGCUCUUAUACAAACCGGAUGCCAAGGCACCAGCUACCAAACCAGAAAGCCCGUGGGGUGCAAAACCGGGAGCCAUGGCAGGUGGUAAGGACUUCUGGCUCGAGCUCCGAAAGCAAAUCGCGGUUUUGCAACAGUCCGGCGGUACCAGUCGAGGUGGUUGAAAAUAACAACAACAUUCAAAGGGGGUGGGCGAGAGCUCCAUUCUCUCUUCAGCGGCAUUUUAUGUAAGGCGUUCACCUUGGUUUCCACGAGAUACCCACUGGGUUGGCGCGCAUUUCAGCAUGCAGGAGGUCAAAAUUGUACACCUGAGUACGAGGUGCAUCACGACAGUGGUUCGGGAAAUAUGUUGCGUUUUCAUAAUUGCUGAUUCCAGGAUAUGCCAAGUCAUCAGCAUAUCACUCACCACGGCAUUGGCGAGGUCUAUGCGAUUGGGUACCUAUGUGCGGCAGACUAUCAUAGCAUUGGCGGGGCUCGAAUUGGCGACAGUCGCGUGUUCGAUAUGAGAAAUGCUAGUACCUGGAUCAUUCGUGGUUCUUUCUUUGCUGCUCCUUUUUCAUAUGAUAUAAUGGCACGAGGGACGGGAAACAAAAGGUCUACCACACAGAAGAGGUCCUGUAAUAGUGGAUUGCAGUCGAAUUCAACGAUCGUUGAGGAAUGGAACGACAUAAAACCAAUUGGGUGGC